This is a messenger RNA of Manis javanica (Malayan pangolin), 4521 nucleotides long. NCBI's taxonomy places the organism in Eukaryota, Metazoa, Chordata, Mammalia, Pholidota, Manidae. The record is from RefSeq and is a predicted model, not a curated record.
GCGCCCGCCGCCAAGAUGUGGGCGGCGGCGGAGCCUGCCCGGAGGUGCUCUCGCUCGGGAGCGCGCUUCGCUCAUACAGUGGUUUUCUUACGUCACAAUCCAGAGGCUUCGGCGCGGGAGGGGCGGAGAGUCGGAGGAGGGAGCAGCGCGCUCUCAUUGACUGCGGUCUCCCGCUAUUGCGUUGACCAAUUCCCUAGGCAUAUUUUUGUGAUAGUUCCUUUUACAAAUAUCUGUAAAAUGGAGAACGAGAGUUUUAUGCCCCUUGUGGAGCAGUUCAUGACCAGCCCCUUGGUCACUUGGGUUAAAACGUUUGGACCUCUGGCUGAAGAAAAUGGGACCGACCUGGAUGAUUAUGUGGCUUUGGUGGAUGGGGUAUUCUUGAACCAGGUCAUGUUCCAAAUUAAUCCUAAAUUGGAUAGUCGGAGAGUCAAUAAAAAAUUCAACAAUGAUGCCUCACUUAGAAUUCAUAAUCUAUCCAUUUUGGUGAGACAGAUAAAAUUUUAUUACCAGGAGACUUUGCAGCAGUUGAUCAUGAUGUCAUUGCCAAAUGUCUUAGUCAUUGGCAGAAAUCCCUUUUCUGAACAAGGCAUAGAAGAAGUUAAAAAGUUGCUUUUACUUUUACUGGGUUGUGCAGUUCAGUGUCAGAAAAAAGAAGAAUUUAUUGGAAGAAUUCAAGGCUUAAAUUUUGACACAAAAGCAGCAAUUGCUGCACAUAUUCAAGAGGUAAUCGAUAAUCAAGAGAAUGUGUUUGAUCUUCGGUGGAUGGAAGAGACUGAUACGUCUCAAGAGGAACUAGAACGACUCUUGAAAAAUAUGGCAUUGCAUCUAAAAAGACUUACAGAUGAAAGAGAUGAAUAUUCAGAGACUAUCAUAGAACUCUCUGAAGAGCAAGAUGGUCUUCACUUUCUACCCCAUGCCUCUUCAUCUGUACAGUCACCCUGUGGUUCUCCAGGCAUGAAGCAAACAGAAAGUCAACAACUGGCAGAUGCUAAAGCCAAGAUAAGAAGGCUUAGAGACGAACUGUUUGUGGCAAUCCUGUGUCAAGAAUUAAAAGAAGACAAUCAAGUUUUAUUUGAAACAAAAACCAUGUUGGAGGACCAAUUAGAACGCACACGAGCUCGUUCUGAUAAAUUGCAUGAAUUAGAAAAAGAGAAUUUACAACUAAAAGCUAAACUGCAUGAUAUGGAAAUGGAACGUGAUAUGGAUAGAAAAAAGAUAGAAGAAUUAAUGGAAGAAAAUAUGACUUUGGAAAUGGCACAGAAACAGAGUAUGGAUGAAUCAUUACAUCUUGGCUGGCAGCUGGAACAAAUAUACAGAACUAGUGAACUUUCUGAAGCACCACAAAAAUCUUUGGGCCGUGAGGUGAAUGAAUUGACAUCAAGUAGUUUAUUGAAAUUAGAAAUGGAAAACCAGAGUUUGACAAAAACUGUAGAAGAACUUCGGAGUAGUAUGGAUUCUGCAGAAGGUAACACUUCCAAAAUCCUGAAAGUUGAGAAAGAAAAUCAAAGACUAAAUAAAAAGAUGAAAAUAUUAGAACAGGAAAAUGAACAUCUGAAUAAAACUGUGUCUUCCUUAAGGCAGCGCUCCCAGAUAAGUGCUGAAGCAAGCGUGAAAGACAUUCAAAAAGAAAAUAAAAUUCUCCAUGAAACAAAUAGCAAGCUAAGCAAGAUCGAAUUUGAAAAAAGACAAAUUAGAAAAGAAUUGGAACAUUAUAAAGAAAAAGGAGAACGAGCAGAGGAACUUGAAAAUGAGUUGCAUCGUCUUGAAAAAGAAAAUGAAUUGUUACAGAAAACGAUAACCAAUUUAAAAACUACUUGUGAAAAAAUUGAGGCCUUGAAACAAGAAAAUUCAGAGCUAGAAAGAGAGAAUAGGAAAUUUAAAAAAGCACUGGAUAGCUUUCAAAACCUUACUUUACAGUUACAAUCCUUAGAAAAAGAGAAUUCCCAACUUGAUGAGGAAAACUUAGAACUGCGAAGCAAUGUGGAAUCUUUGAAGUGUGCAAGCAUGAAAAUGGCUCAGCUACAACUAGAAAAUAAAGAACUGGAAAGUGAAAAAGAACAGCUGAAGAAGGGUUUAGAGCUCAUGAAAGCAGCUUUUGAGAAAACAGAAUGCUUGGAAGUUAGCUACCAGGGUUUAGAUACCGAAAAUCAAAGGCUACAGAAAGAUCUAGAAAACAGCAAGAAGAAAAUUCAGCAAUUAGAGAAUGAACUUCAAGACUUAGAGAUGGAAAAUCAAACAUUGCAAAAAAACUCAGAAGAGUUAAAAGUAUCUAGCAAAAGACCGGAACAGUUAGAAAAAGAAAAUAAGUCAUUAGAGCAAGAGACUUCUCCACUAGAAAAGGAUAAGAAACAAUUGGAGAAGGAAAAUAAGAGACUCCGACAACAAGCAGCAAUAAAAGAUACUACGUUAGAAGAAAAUAAUGUGAAAAUCGGAAAUUUGGAAAAAGAAAAUAAAACCCUCUUCAAAGAGAUUGGUGUUUAUAAAGAAUCCUACAUUCAUCUGAAAGAAUUAGUGAAAGAGAAUAAGGAGCUCAUGAAAAGAGCAUCUAUUGAAAUAAAAACUUUGGUUACAUUACGAGAGUUGCUAAGCCAACUUAAAGGAAAUGUAGAAGAAGAAAAUCGACAUCUGCUAGAUCAAAUUCAGACAUUAAUGCUACAGAAUGGAAAACUGUUGGAACAAAAUAUGGAAAGCAAGGAUCUUUUUCAUGUUGAACAAAGACAGUACAUUGAGAAGUUAAAUGAAUUAAGAAGACAAAAAGAGAAAUUAGAAAGAAAAAUAAUGGAUCAAUACAAAUUUUCUGACCCAUCUCCUCCUAGAAGGAGAGGCAACUGGAUUACUCUGAAAAUGAGGAAAUUGAUGAAGUCUAAGAAAGAUAUUAAUCGGGAACAUCAGAAAUCUCUAACAUUAACACCUACCUGCUCAGACUCCAGUGAAGGAUUUCUUCAACUCCCCCAUCAAGAUAGUCAAGUCAGUUCUUCAGCAGGUCCAAACUCUUUAGAAGAUGACCAAACUUUGGGGACCAAGAAAAGCAGCAUGGUUGCACUGAGAAGACUGCCCUUUUUGAGGAACAGACCAAAGGAUAAAACAAAAAUGAAGACCUACUACCAUCGUUCCAUGUCCAUGAAUGACCUGGAGCAGUCCAUGGUCCUAGCAGAGUGGACAGAUAGUACUGAACAUUUGGAGGUUCCUGAUGAUAUUUCAGCAGGUAAAAGGAGAAAAGAAUUGGGAGCUAUGGCCUUCUCUACUACAGCCAUCAACUUUUCAACUGUCAACUCUUCUACAGGCUUCAGAUGCAAGCAGUUGUUUAAUAAUAAAAUACUACCAUCCUCUGGAGAUGUAAGUCCACAAGGUAUUAGUGAUGAUUCUAGUACGGGAUCAAGAGUUCAUGCUUCAAGACCAGCCAGCCUUGACAGUAGCCGAACAUCCACUAGCAAUAGCAGUAAUAAUGCUUCACUCCAGACCAUUUUACAGAUGAGGAACAUGAAGGCCAAUACAGAUACUACCCAAAGCAGGCCACAAAGCCACAGCACUGGAGAAUUUAGCCUACUUCAUGACCGUGAGGCUUGAUCCAGCAGGGGUAGCAGUCCAAUCCAGCAUUUGAAAAGACAAGCCAGAUCAAGUCCAGUGCUCCAGCACAAAAUGCCUGAAACAUUAGAGAGUCGAGCACACCACAAGUUCAACACUGGUUCCCCUGGAAGUGAAGUUGUUACUCUGCAACAGUUUUUAGAAGAAAGCAAUAAGUUUACCUCAAUACAGAUAAAGUCCUCAAAUCAAGAAAAUCUUUUAGAUGAAGUAAUGAAAAGUUUGUCUGUCUCUUCUGACUUUUUGGGAAAAAACAAACCAGUUAGCUGUGGUCUGGCCAGGUCAGUAAGUGGGAGAUCUCCAGGAGACUUCUAUGAUAGACAGACAACUAAGCCUGAACAAUUUGUAAAACCUGGUCCUCAAAAGACUGAAGAUACUUAUUUCAUUAGUUCUCCAGGAAAACCUACACUAGGCACACAAGGAAAGAUAAAAUUAGUAAAAGAAACUUCUCUGUCACGACAGUCAAAAGAUAGUAAUCCUUCUGCCAUACCUCGCACAAGCAGUAUGAUCUCUACUGCCGAAGGGACUACUCGAAGGACACGCAUCCAUGAUUUUAUGACCAAGGACAGUAGACUGCCUAUGACAGUUGAUUUACCACCAGCUACUGCUGAUAGCAGCAUCACUGCAGCAUCCAAUGAGUACCAUUUACAUCAGGGGUCCUCUUGUGCACUUCACAGUCCAACAUAUGCUGUGGGUUCUUGUGCACAAAAUGAUUUAGCUACACAUAAGCCAGAGUGUCUAUAUGCCCAGGCUGGAAACUCAAGAACAGAAAGGUCACAUUUUUUAAACCAAACUUUUGCCACUAUUAAUAUGACUAAUUAUGCAUUUAGAAUAUCAGCUAAAGGUAGCACAGAGUCAUUUACUGUGGUUCAUCCAUCUUAGCCAUUUUUAUCCCUGAAUACAGAAUUAGUUAGCAACAUAAGUGGAUAACUUCCAUAA